Molecule: messenger RNA, 3114 nt
Organism: Lytechinus variegatus (green sea urchin)
Lineage: Eukaryota; Metazoa; Echinodermata; Echinoidea; Temnopleuroida; Toxopneustidae
Gene: ppp5c
Product: serine/threonine-protein phosphatase 5-like
Exons: 11
Coding region: 53-1561 (502 amino acids)
Cellular component (GO): nucleus; cytosol
Molecular function (GO): protein binding; protein serine/threonine phosphatase activity
Source: RefSeq, a predicted model, not a curated record
CCUCGAAGAUACCGUACUCCAUUUUACAAAAAUACAUGGAGAUUUCACGUGGAUGAAGAUGGCAGGCACCGGUGAUUCAUCGAAAAUAAAUGCGAUUCCUGACAUAAAAGUAGACAAGCCAGAGAUCAGUGAUGUCGACAGAGAAAAAGCAGAGGCUCUCAAAGAUAAAGCUAAUACAUUUUUCAAAGCUCAAGAUUUUCAACAGGCAAUCACCUAUUACUCCGAGGCUAUAGAGAUCAACCCCACAGUAGCUGCUUUCUAUGGGAAUAGAAGUUUUGCCUACUUGAAGACAGAAUGCUUUGGGUCAGCGUUGGAAGAUGCAAGCAAGGCCUUGGAACUAGACAAGUCUUAUAUCAAGGGAUACUACAGGAGAGCCACAGCUAACAUGGCUCUUGGGAAAAUCAAGAUAGCAUUGAAAGACUAUGAAAUGGUGGUGAAGUACAGACCGAAUGAUAAGGAUGCCAGGACCAAGUACACAGAAUGCAGUAAACUGGUCAAACAACAGGCCUUCGAGAGGGCCAUCCGAGGCAACCCUGAGGAUAAGAAGUCUGUCAUCGAUACCAUUAAUCUAGAAAACAUGAUCAUUGAAGGGGACUAUGAAGGGCCCGCUCUGGAGAAUGACAAAGUUACCAAAGACUUUAUGGUGAAGCUUUUACAACAUUUCAAAGAUGAAAAAACACUCCAUAGAAAGUAUGCUUAUACGAUGUUAGUACAAAUCUUAGCGAUGUUUAAGAAGUUACCUAGCUUGUGUGACAUCACAAUACCAGAAGGCAAGAAGUUCACAGUAUGCGGCGAUAUUCACGGACAGUUCUAUGAUCUACUCAAUAUAUUUGAGAUCAAUGGCUUACCGUCAGAAGAAAAUCCAUAUCUAUUUAAUGGUGACUUUGUAGACAGGGGGUCUUUCUCUGUAGAAGUUAUUCUCACACUCUUUGGGUUCAAGCUGCUUUAUCCUGAUCACUUCCAUUUAUCAAGAGGUAACCAUGAAAGUGACACGAUGAAUCAGAUGUAUGGUUUCUAUGGAGAGGUGAGAUCCAAGUACACCAAUCACAUGGCGGAUCUCUUCCAAGAGGUCUAUAACUGGCUACCUCUGGCACAGCUCAUCAAUAACAAAGUCCUGGUCAUGCACGGAGGGCUGUUCAGUCAAGACAACGUAACGAUAGACGACCUGAGAAGUAUAGAUAGGAACAGACAGCCGCCGGAAUCGGGUUUGAUGUGUGAGUUACUUUGGUCUGAUCCCCAGCCUAGGCCGGGUAGGUCACCCAGCAAGAGAGGUGUCGGGAUCCAGUUUGGUCCAGAUGUCACCAAGAAAUUCCUGGAACACAACAACUUGGAGUACAUCGUCAGGAGUCAUGAAGUUAAGAACGAUGGCUAUGAGAUAACUCAUGAUGGGAAGUGCAUUACAGUGUUUUCAGCGCCUAAUUACUGUGAUCAAAUUGGCAACAAAGGGGCUUUCAUUAAUCUAGGUUCAGACCUCAAACCAAACUUUAAGACGUAUGAAGCAGUGCCUCAUCCUAACGUCAGACCGAUGGCCUAUGCAAAUUCGAUGUUUGGAUUCAUGUGAUGAUACCUUCAUUCUUAGUUAAUUAAAGACACUGUGUGUUUGUGUGUGUUGAUUUCUACCAAAUGGACAUCAUUCUGCCAGCUUUCGCCUGUCUACCGUUAGUCACCCUAACUUUAUCGGAAUCCCUGCAUUGCGUGGAAGCUGCUCUAGGUGGAAGGUACAACACACCCCAACAAAAUUUGGAUUUGAAUAGAUGGAGAAACUCAAACAAGCAAAACACUGAAAAUUUCAUCAAAAUCGAAAGUUUGGAUAUUUUGCAUAUUGGCAUGAAAGGGUGAUACGCAAAUGAGAGAGCUGAUAAUGUCAGAAGCUUGGUACUUUUGUUGUAUUUUAUUUUUGAAAUAUCAAAUAUUUCAGUUUUUUAGUAAAGAAUGGUAAACAUGGUUUGAUUUCAUAUGGCAAAUGUAAAAUCAUUUGUGUAAUUGUGCUUUGGUGAAGGACUUUUUACCAUCAACUCUUCUAAAAAAAUCAGUGCUUAUCUGAUUUUUUUUUUAAUUUGUUCAAAUCAUCUUCUUGUUGGGAUGGACUUGAUGAUCUUCCAGGUUUGGUGUUAGUGUUGAAAGUGUUAAUAAUGCUUCUGAAAUGGCAUUGGUAGCUCAACACCAAGUGAUGUUAACACCCAACACCGGCUUCAUAUCAAUUUGGUGUUAUGAAACACGAUUAAACAUGGUCAUCUUUCCACAAUACAUGGCGUCUUGUCUUCAUCUGUAUCCAAGUGUAUCCAGCAUGUCAUCAAUGUCUGUCUCAAGAUCUCUCGACUUGCAUCAAUGCGAACCUUUCACUUCACAGAAACACAGAGGAAUUAUAAAAAAAGAAAAUCCCAAUUGACGACUGCCACCAAGUACCCUAUGUGGAUGCUCAGGUAUAGCACUACAUAUCUAUCAAUUCACAAAUUGUUAAGCUUUUGUUCUCAACGCACACAUAAGAAUUUUUGAAGAGUUACCUUGUAAUUUUGGCUACUGAGUGUAGCCUUCCUCAGCGAUGUGACCCGAUUUGACCUUAGUGAUGCAAUGGUCAUGCCAUAGAUAUUCGGAAGCUUGCCAUGAUCACGUCAAUCAAUUUAUUUGAAGCAAUGAAGAUUUCCAGAGCAAAAAUGUUCACCUGUUGGAUUGGAGAAGCAGAUGAAAGAUUGUUUAUCCAUUCAAGCAGAAACUGCAGAAGAAAUUGCUUCGCUUUUCCUACCCAUGUGUUCAAUGGUUGUAUCAUCAAUAUUCGCAAUGUCUGCCAAGAAGCUUUUGAAGGGAAAGUCCUCUCUAACAAAAGUUAGUAUAGAAAAAUAGAGAGAAAUCAAGCAAGCAUAACGCCAAAUAUUUCAUGAAAAUCGGAUGUAAAAUACGAAAGUUGUGAUGUUUUUAUGUUCACAUGCUAGUCAUCGUGGAAAUUAGGAAAUCUGUUUUACAUCACCAGCUUACUAUUUCUCUUGUAUUUUAUUGUGUGAAAUAUGGAAUAUCUUAAUUUCCUCAGAGCUUUCAACAAAACAGUCAGACCGCAGGUCCCUAUGCUAAUGAGCAAAAAGGCCAGAUUCAUCCAAAUCAUCUCGUGGCUGAAUCCAC